This is a messenger RNA of Talpa occidentalis (Iberian mole), 1475 nucleotides long. Its product is annotated as proline-rich protein 23A-like. The record is from RefSeq and is a predicted model, not a curated record. Lineage: Eukaryota; Metazoa; Chordata; Mammalia; Eulipotyphla; Talpidae. Bases 1 to 789 code for a protein of 262 amino acids. The transcript has a single exon.
AUGGGCACCCGACCCCGCAGUCCCAGCGCCUAUCCAGCGCCCUGGUGGGUACAACAGCCCGGGGAGCCACACCCUGCCAAGCGCCUGAGAUCCCAGGAGCCUGAAGGCCCCGACUUCGAGAUGGCGCCCAGCCUGGCGGACCUCACGGGACCCCAGGCCGCAGGCGCGGUCACCUGCACAGUGGUCCUGGCCGCAGGCUGUGCCCUAAAGGUGCGCCUGGACGACGUCGACUUGGUGCUGGAACCCGAGCCAACGUCGGUCCUGCAGGUGUCUCUCGGAGCGUACACUCUCGUGCUGGUUCCUGAGGCCCUCCUCGGUUCAGGCGACCAACACCUUGGAGAGCAGGGCCACUUGCCUGUCGGCCUAGAACCUGGCGCUUUCCUGGGCACCCUGGGAGAAGUUGUUGCCAUCGAGCAAGAAUUAUGUGCCUGUUCCCCAGAGAUCGCCGCCCAAGAGGAGGUCUACGACGAGGAGGAGGACCCUGAGCUCCCGCCACCUUGGAUGGACCAUGCAGCAGACCCAGUCGUUGGGCUCCGCCCUGUGGCUGCUGGAGUGUCUAGCCCCUACCCGCAAGGCAGCAUCCUAGACCCCUCGCCUUGGGCCCCCACCCCUAGUCCAGAGAGACUCUCUCCUGGCCGCUAUUUCAGCCUCAAGUUGCGCCUUCUGGAGCCUUUUCCCAACUCGCCACUGCAACCGCUACCUCCGUCUCCAAAUCCAAGUCCCCAGGCGCGCCCCCAGCGCCCUCCCGGUCCUCACCCGAAGGCCCGGAGACGCCUGUUCCAGGAUUGAACUGCCUCCCAUAACCCCUUGCCACCCGGCGGGGAACAGAAGAGGUGCUUCUGAGAGCGGUAUUGUUUUGCAGUCAAUUUUCAAGAAUUACCGAGGUUGGCUAAGGGACAAAUUUCUUUUUUUUAAUUCAGGCACUGCAGAGUUUUGGAACAUUGGCAGACAGAAAUACCUGAAAGGAAGACCACGUCAGCAGAGAAAUACUGCUGGAAAUACAGUGACUUUGCAGCAUCCAGAUUGCUGCUUAGGUCGUUUUCCCUUGGGCCGCCCUGCCCCCUGGUUUGCGUUGAAUCUCAGCACCAGCACUUUUUUCUAAAAUUCUGUCCUUUCCCAAGCACUACCGAUGUACCCCCUUUUCUCCCAAAUUAGAGUCAUUCUUAAGUUUAAUGGUUUUGGCCCUUGUUAUGUGCUAGUUUAUGACAACCUUCUCAACAUUUUGUGCUUUUUAUGGUGAUUCUGACUCCUAUGGGGGAUCUAGGAAAUACAUGUAUGUGGACAAAUGGUUGUUUGAUACAAAACAAGUACAAAAUGGGGACCAAAGAUAAUGUAUUCUCCUCUUAUUAAUGACAAAGUUAGCAAAGAAUUUAACUGUAAUUUUGGGCUUAGGGGAUAGAGUGGUCCCCAAAGAACCAAUUCUUUUCCAUUGUCCUUAUGUAUUUUUAAUAUAUAAUUUUCCUUUCCUGGAAAAG